Molecule: messenger RNA, 804 nt
Organism: Benincasa hispida (wax gourd)
Lineage: Eukaryota; Viridiplantae; Streptophyta; Magnoliopsida; Cucurbitales; Cucurbitaceae
Product: extradiol ring-cleavage dioxygenase-like
Molecular function (GO): dioxygenase activity; ferrous iron binding; zinc ion binding
Source: RefSeq, a predicted model, not a curated record
AUGGCUUUGAAGGACACUUUCUAUGUAUCUCAUGGAUCUCCCACCCUAACCAUCGACGAUACCAUAAAAGCAAGACAAUUCUUCCAAAGUUGGAAGGAGAAGAUUUUCCCUCAAAGACCUAAAGCCAUUCUCUGCAUUUCUGCCCACUACGACACCUCCUAUCCUACCAUAAAUGUGGUUUCGGGUCCCAAUGACACCAUCUACGAUUUCUAUGGCUUCCCUUCGAAAAUGUACAAGUUAAAAUAUCCAGCCCCGGGGGGUGCAACACUGGCAAAGAGGGUGAAGGAAGCUCUGAUAGGGGCUGGGUUUGAGCGCGUGGACGAGGAGAAGGGGCGAGGGCUGGAUCACGGAGCAUGGGUGCCUUUGAUGUUUAUGUAUCCAGAGGCAGACAUCCUGGUUUGCCAACUCUCAGUACAAACACGCCAAAAUGGGAUACACCAUUACAAUAUGGGGAAGGCAUUGGCACCUCUUAAGGAUGAAGGAGUUCUUAUUUUUGGGUCAGGAAGUGCCACGCACAACCUUAGAACACUCGACUUUGACGCCAGAGGCUCUGCCAACGCUUCGUGGGCUAUCGACUUUGAUAAAUGGCUUCAACAAGCUCUCCUUCAAGGAAGAUAUGAAGAUGUGAAUGAAUAUGAAAAGAAGGCUCCACAAGCAAAAAUGACCCAUCCAAAUCCAGAUCAUUUUUUCCCACUCCAUGUUGCAAUUGGAGCUGCCGGAGGCCAACCAAAAGCAAAGUUAAUCCACCAUAGUUGGGACCUUGGCACCAUGUCCUACGCUUCCUACCAGUUCACUGCCUCUUAA